GCAUGUUUCUUCCCCUGGAUCUUCACCUCGCACCAUGCAGACGGUCCCUAAGCCUGCCUGACGGUUCGGUGUUCCCCCCUCCCCCAACAGCCGCGCUCCUGUUUCACUCAAAGAUGGCGUCGGCUCUAGAGCCUCUGGUCUCUGGCUGUAAUUUUAGCCUUGUUGUUGUCUUCGUUUCGCUUCGGUUCUGGCACGUUCUUCACAUCGGCUCGACACGAGAUUCCGUUUUCAUCUGCAGCUGAGGUGCAGCAGGCAUGAAGGUGAUCAGCCCUCGCUGCUCCCUGGGGUGAGAAGACUGUUCCACCCCAAAGCUACGAAUCCAACGUCGUCGCUGGAGGGAAAAUAAGAAGUGACAGAAAUCAAGUGGAGACAAAAGAGAAAACGUGGGCAUUGGGAUGUUUACUGUCUUUCCUUCACUUUUAUCAUUGAAACACAAUUUUCGUGUUCUGGAAACAUUGACUAUCCACCACCUCACUGUAAAAACUGACUGCAUAACCUGUGGAAGGAAACUCACUACCAUUCACUAAAUGUGAAUCUGAGGGAUUCUUUUGCUACACUCACAAUCAGAAGCACCCUUUUUUUUUUGAAAGGAUCUUUUAUCUUCAAGAUCAUUACUACAUCCUGUUUGCAGUGGAAGUUUAACUUUUUUAAAGACCUGCUGGUUCCUCCACUCCCCCAGCCCCCCUACCUUUACCUGACUGGAAGUGGGUGGAGGGUGAAUCAAAUUUUGCUCAGUAGAGGGUUGGCUCAAGGGGACUGUGCUAUGAUCAGCUGCUCUUUACCGUGCUGCUCAUACUCCGCUUCAGCGAGACUCUCUGUUCGGCCCCAGGACAAGGGAUAGUAAGCAAGUAGAGGGAGUAAAGGAGGAGGCGAGGCGGCGCUACGGCGCAGGCCAGGUGUUGUCUUGGCUUACAGUUUCCUCUUUUUCUUGUGUGCGGUCCUUGCAGCAGAGCCUCUGGGCAGCUGCACCCACCCAGAGCGCAGCUAUGGUGAAACUGGCAAACCCAGUGUACACGCAAUGGAUCCUAGAGGCCAUCAAGAAAAUCAAGAAGCAAAAGCAGCGACCAUCAGAGGAGCGUAUUUCCAAUGCGGUUUCCAUGACCCAUGGGCUGGACCGCAAAACUGUUCUAGAGCAGUUGGAGCUAAGUGUCAAGGAUGGUACAAUCCUUAAAGUCACCAAUAAGGGCCUCAAUUCCUACAAAGACCCAGAUAACCCUGGGCGCCUGGCUGUGCCAAAGCCCAAAAGUGGUGCCAGCUCUGGAGGAGGAGGUGGAGGCGCAGCAGCGACAGGAGGAGGAAGUGUUGGAGGUGGCAGCAGCAACAGCAGUGGCGGAGGUACAUCUCACACUCAUUCAGGAAAGAAACCAGGACUUGAUUGGUACAAGCUGAUCAAACGGGCAUUGGAGGGGCUUCAUGAGCCUGGCGGUUCCAGCUUAAGGAACAUCGAGCGCUUUCUUAAAUGCCAGGCUGAUGUGGCUGCUUACCUGUCGAGCAGUGGUUCAAUGGGACCUGGCAUCUUCCACCAGCAGCUGAGGGUAGCCCUGAAGAGGGCUGUGGCCCACGGACGUGUAGUCAAACAGGGUCCACUAUUUCAGCUAAUCAGCCGCAGCAGCUACCAGGGUGACGGGACCGGGACGGUUUCUCUGGAAUCAUUGCCUCCUGUCCGAUUGCUGCCACAUGAGAAAGACAAGCCCGUGGCCGAGCCCAUCCCCAUCUGCAGCUUCUGUCUGGGCACCAAGGAGCAGAACCGCGAUAAGAAGCCGGAGGAGCUCAUCUCCUGUGCCGACUGUGGCAAUAGUGGCCACCCGUCCUGUCUCAAGUUCUCCCCAGAGCUCACAGCACGAGUCAAGGCGCUGUGGUGGCAGUGCAUUGAAUGCAAAACUUGCAGCAGCUGUCAGGAUCAAGGAAAAAAUGCGGACAACAUGUUGUUCUGUGACUCGUGUGAUCGGGGCUUCCACAUGGAGUGUUGUGAUCCUCCACUCACCCGGAUGCCUAAAGGCAUGUGGAUUUGUCAAAUCUGCCAACCCAGGAAUAAGGGAAAGACGCUCUUGCACGAAAAGGCAGCCCAAAUCAAACGGCGCUACAGCACACCGCUGGGACGGCCCAAGAACAGACCGGGACGGCCCUUCAAGAAGCUGAGUGGUCGUGGUCGUAGGCGGCGCUCCACUUCAGCCAACUCUUCCUCCAGUUCUUCCUGUGAAGGUUACCCUGGCGACGACCGGCUGCUCUUCUCAAUGCGUGGCGACGAUGAGCAGUCGCAUAGCAGUCUGCACUUCAACAACAAGACCAAGGGUCUAAUCGACGCCCUCACAAAGUUCUUCACGCCGUCGCCGGAGGGCCGUAAGGCUCGACAGGAGGUGGUGGAUUACUCACAGCAGUGCCGCAUUCGAAAGAAAUCAGGUCGUAAAGGAGAAGACGACGACCGGGGAGAGGAUGACAAUCAGGACAGCAGCGACUGGCACGAAGAUGAAGACAAACUGCCGGGACACGAGAAUCUGACUGAAAAAGACAUUGAGCUGUUCAGACACAUCCAGGAUCUGGCUCUACAGAAAGUUGGUGUGACGGGUCCCCCCGACCCCCAGAUGCGCUGUCCAUCAGUCAUUGAAUUUGGCAAGUUUGAAAUCCAGACUUGGUAUUCAUCUCCCUAUCCACAAGAGUACAGCAGACUACCGAAGCUCUACCUGUGUGAGUUCUGCCUGCGCUACAUGAAGAGUCGCAGCAUUCUCUACCAGCACAUGAAGAAGUGCAGCUGGUUCCACCCUCCAGCCAAUGAGAUUUACAGGAAGGACGACGUGUCUGUGUUUGAGGUGGAUGGAAAUGUGAGCACAAUAUACUGUCAGAAUCUGUGCUUGUUGGCUAAGCUGUUUCUAGACCACAAGACUCUCUACUACGACGUGGAGCCCUUCCUUUUCUACGUCCUGACCCAGAAUGACAGCAAAGGCUGCCACCUAGUUGGCUACUUCUCUAAGGAGAAGCACUGCCAACAGAAAUACAACGUAUCAUGCAUCAUGAUUCUUCCACAAUAUCAGCGGCAGGGCUAUGGGCGUUUUCUCAUUGACUUUAGCUACUUGCUGUCAAAGCGGGAGGGACAGCCUGGAUCUCCAGAGAAGCCUCUGUCAGACCUGGGUCGGCUGUCCUACAUGGCCUACUGGCGCAGCGUGGUGCUGGAGUGUCUCCACGAGCUCCAUGACCGACGGAUCACCAUUCGCCAACUUAGCAAACUGACAGGGAUCUGCCCACAGGACAUCACCACCACCCUGCACAGCCUCAACAUGCUGGAGCAGCGAGGAGAAAGACUUGUGCUGGUGCGAAAGGAGAAGAUAGUGGCGAACCACAUGGCUCGUCUAAAAGCCCGGCCACGGCAGCUGGAUGUCGACCCCGAGUGUCUCCGCUGGACUCCGGUCAUCGUGACAAACACGGUGGUCUCUGAAACCGACGGAGAGGAUGAGGUGGAUGAGGAUGAAGGAGGAGACGUUCACAAGGAGGUCAAACCAAGCCAGAAGGUCCUCCCAGCACCCUGGCAAAUGCAGCCCAGUGCAGAGGAUGAAGAAACAAAAGGCUUUCUGGGGUUUCCCAUCAACCAGAGUUCUCCAAAUUCCCCCUCCAUCCGUGGUCCACCACCUGUCCUAGGGACAAGACCCCCACCACCGACAAAUGGAGAACGCAGGCCACGGGGACGUCCGCCCAAAAACUUGCCUUGGGGCAAAAUAAAAAACACUGCACGGGUUGGACGGCCACCCAAGAUUUGCUUGGCGGAGGAGGAGGAGGACGACGACGAUGAGGAGAGAACACUUGGAGGAAGAACAGUGUCAUCCAGGAGCCCACUCUCUUUUUUCUCUAGUCAAGCCGAGUCUGCAGCUUUUCACCCGCUGGACAUGGCCAGGCACCCCUCAAUAACUCCCAUGACACGGAGGGGGCGCCCCCCGAGGAAGAAGAGAGGCCCGAAGCCCGGCCUUCCAGAGGGGCCUGCAGACAGACUAACUCCGCCCUCUGUCAUGGCCCGAUUGAACGAUGCUUCACUCAUCAGUGGAAGCAGUGAUGAAGAGGAGGAGGAGGAGGAGGAUGAUGAGGAGGAGGAUGAUGAAGAUGAUGAUGAAGAGGGUAGGGCAUGCUCCCCUCCCAUUCUCACUAAGCCAGCGCUAGGGCCCAAAUGCAAGAAGCCUCUGAAGCGGCCUCGUUUUCGUCAGCGCAGCCACCCUCAAAGCAGCGUUGUAACAGAGACCAUCUCCGAGACCACGGAGGUGCUGGACGAGCCGUUUGUGGACUCCGACUCGGAGAGGCCGAUGCCCAGGCUGGUUGAGGAAACGUCCCUGUGCCGCCCACUGCGCCGCUAUCCACCCGCAAGAUCAGCCCUGAGGCGGUCUGAGCCCAUGCCCAAGAGGCCCUGCCACUCCAGCCUCACUGAUUCAGAAGAAGACGAUCUAACACCUGUUCUGAAGCCUGCAGCUGCUCUGACGGCGACAGCAUCUGAGUUAACAGAGGCCGGCGCCGACGUCCCAGUCAAGAAGAAAAAAGGCUGGCCAAAAGGAAAGAGCCGAAAGCCACUUCACUGGAAACAACGUGGAAAUGUAAAAUCACCUGGCGGUGGGCCCAACAGGCAAGCUGAAGACGGCCAGGUUCAGAGUGGGGACCCUCAGCCUCCUAAAAUCAAGAUGAAGCCCGGCCGGAAGCCCCGGAGCUGGUACCUGCAGCGGGAGGAGGUGGAGAGGCAUGAUAAGGAAAGACAAAGGAUGCUGGAGCAGCAGCUUGGGAAGGAUUUCCAGCUGCUCCAGACGGAUGAUCACAACACAAAACGAGUCUGUGGAACCAACAGGGAGAAGGACUCUGAUGAUGAAGACGACUUUUUCUCCAAAUCCAAUGAACAGAAAAUGCCCAAAAGGAGAGGGAGACCGCCAAAGAAUCGCGCCGUCCACCAGGCCCCGCAGCCUGCACCUAAACCCCCUCCCACCUCUGAGCCCGACGACGACGACGAAGAUGAUGAAGAUGAUACUGAAAGAGGCUGGAUAGAGGACAAACCAAGCCACCCUCCGUCCCAUCCCCUGUUGUCCCCUUCUUCCUCCUUAGCUUCUGGACCACGGGGCCCUCCGUCACGGCCCCAGGAUGUUGACAUGGGUGACAGGGAGGGCGAAGAUGAAGAGAGAGAAGAGGAAGAAAGAAGCGGCAUGGGGAGCGGAGGCAGCCGGCCGAAUAGACGGGCUGUCGUCACAUCAGGUUCUGGAAGCAGGCGCAGUGAAGACCACGAUGCUGAUGACGAAGGUGACGGGCGUUUGGAAGACAAGAGCAACAGCAACAAGACGAGAAAAAGACAAGACUCAGACGAUGAAGAGGACGUUGAAGAUGAGGACGAGGAGGAGUUCCCCUCACAAGCAAACUCUCCUCCCGUUAAAGAAGAACCCCAAGGUGGAGAGGCUUUUUUAGACAUGGAGAACAGCGUGGCCCAGGACUACGUCAGCAAACAGGAAGAGCUAGAAGAGGAGGAGGAGGAGGCUGAGGAGGCCAAGUGUCAGCCCCCUGCUGCUGACCCUCAGCAGGAGGAGAGGAGACGCAGAGAGCAGGAGGAGUCUGCUGCAGCAGCUGCAGCAGUGGAAACUGUCACGGCCAUGUCUGUUCCUUCAGAACCCAUGCAGCUGCAGCCUCUACACCCAGACGACAAAGAUGUCACCAUGUUGAUGGAGCCCCAACGCCCACAACCACACUCCCACCCUCAUCCGCACUCAGACUUCAAGGAGGAGCUGGGACACCAUCACCCACAUCACCAACAUCAGCACUCCAACGAGCUGGACCUGGAGACCAUGCAGGCGGUCCAGUCCCUGACGCAGGGGGAAGCCCAGGACGAAGAGGCUGAGCCGCAGCCGCAUCACGGCGCUUACCAAGACUGCGAGGAAACCUUGGCUGCCUGCCGCACCCUGCAGAGCUACAGCCAUGCAGGAGAGCCAGAAGAGGAGGCGCUCGCUUUAGCGGAGGAGUGUGGCACUGCGCAACACAGCAGCCCCCUCCCUAACGCCCCAGUGCCACCUCUGCCCAGUCAGUCUGUGCACUCCGCUAACAGCCCCGGGAUGUCCUCUGGCAUUGUGGACGCAACACCAGCAGGACAGAGAGGAGGAACGCCUGGUCCCACAGCAUCAGGGGGAGCCAGCAGCACUGCCAGCAGUGGUUACACCCAGAUCACACCAGAGCAUCCCAGUUCCCUGUCUGCCCCCUCCCAGCAGAACAUGGAGACGUCUCCCAUGAUGGAUGUGCCGUCUGUGCCUGACCACUCUCAGCAGGUUGUGGACAGCGGCUUCAGCGACCUCGGCAGCAUCGAAAGCACGACAGAAAACUACGACAACCCCAGCAGCUACGACUCCACCAUGGGUGGUGGAGGCAACGGAACAGGAAAUGGGGGUAAUGGAGGAGGGAUGUCGGCUGCUGUGGGAGCUCCAGCUCCCACGGCUUCGUCUUCAUCGUCCUCUUCCUCCACCUCAGCCACCCCAUCCUCUUCCUCUCAGACCAACAGCUGCUCCUUUGCCCAAACUCCCAGCCUCACAUCUUCAGCAGGAAACGGGGGUUCCCAGCUGGCCAUGGGCAGCUGUAGUCUCAUUCAGCAAACAGGACCAGGGCCCAACGGGGGCCCAGCUUCUGGUAAUGUGGGCAGUGCUGUGCCCCAGCCUCCACCGCCCCCUCCACCCUCCAACACUCCCAGCUGUGGCAUCAAGUCCCCUCAGAGCUGCAGCGUCAUCGAGAGGCCCCCCAGCACCAACCAGCAGCCGCAGCCACAGUCCCAGAAGAAAGUUCCUCAGCAGCAACAAGCCCCCAACCCUCAGCCCCCACCCACCGCCCCACCACCCCCACAGCAACAGGCUUUGUCCCAGUGCAGCAUGGGUAAUGGCUUUGCAUCCACACCCAUGAUCAUGGAGAUGACGGAAAGCGGUAGUGGAGGAGGGGGACGCACCCUCUACGAGCGUAUGGGUCAGGACUUUGGUACCACAGGCUACCCCCAGUCCACCGCAACAUUCAGCUUGGCCAAACUCCAACAGCUGACCAACACCAUCAUGGACCCUCAUGCCAUGCCCUACUCCCACUCUGCCUCCGUGACCUCCUACGCCACCAGCGUUUCCCUGUCCAACCCCGGGCUUGCCCCCUCCCCUCACGCAUCUCUUCCUCAGGGCCAGCCAGCUAUGACUGGACCUCCUAACCUUAGCUCUGGCUCUAUGAACCUUGGUUCGCUGCAGCUGCAGUGCAACAUGCCAGCCACCAACAUCAGUUUGGGUCCCCCCCACACGCAGCGGCUGCAGACCCAGAUGGCUACGGUCAAAGGUCACAUCUCCAAUCGGUCCAAAGCCACUCAGCAGCUGGCCCCGGCCCCGCACCAGCAGCAGCUCUACGGCCGCAGCUCAGGGGUCGUGGCCAUGCAGGGCACGCCGCGCACCUUGACAGUGCAGCGCGGUAUGAUGCCAAACCUCAUGCCCACGCCGGCACCCUACAAUUCCAUGAACAUGACACCUCUGAACGCCAUGUCGGCCAGCUACCGGAUGCCCCAAACCAUGAUGAACAGUGGCUAUCACAGCAACCCCGCUUACAUGAACCAGCCAGCUCAGUAUCCCAUGCAGAUGCAGAUGGGCAUGAUGGGAGGCCAGGGUUAUGCCCAACAGGCUAUGCAGCCCAAUCACCAUAGCAACAUGAUGUACACUGGCCCCUCCCAUCACAGCUACGCUGGAGUCCCAAAACAGUCCCCGUACAUGAGCAGAUGAGCUGGCAGGAGCCGAUGUAGGAGACGUGGAGCCAGAGUUAACCCUCGCUGUAUUUUAAAUGUCCGGUACUCCUCCUACCUCGUCCAGUGCCUAGGCGGGCACCAGGGAGCGUAGGUAAACGGAGAUGGAGCGUGUUUGGGUUUCCUGUUUCUCUGUGCAGUAAUCAUGUCCUGUUUUUAUCUGGACUUGCUUCUCCCUCCCCCCUCCAGCUGGCUGUGGUUGGGUUGGGUUGGGUUGGAUCCCUACAUGGACCCCAGCUGGGCAUCAGUCUUCACACUGCUGUAGGAGGUUUCUCCUCUUCACACAGUGGUGGAGAAUGGGAGGACAUGAAUGACCAGGAAAAAACAACUCAAGAAAACCGAUCCAGGGAAUACUGUGCACUCAGACUGGAACAGAAAAUCUGUCUGAAUAUAUCCAACCAUGCACACAAUCUUUUAACUGAUAUAGGAAGCCUUAUCUUGGAAGAAGAGACGAUGAACAGCGUAGCCGGACUGACGUUUCCUUAAACAUAAUGUUGAAUCUUUUUUUUUUUGUUGUCCUUGUUUUUGUUGACUGUUGGUUAUUUUUAAUACUUGUGUGCAGUCCGACCCUUCCUAUGCUUCGGUCUUUAUAUGUGUGGCAUUCUGAUAAUGGCAAUACACCUUCCUGCUCUCAGAAUAACCCCCGAGCGUUUGUGAGGCUGCUGGGUCGGACAGCUUUUCACUUAUUCCAGACGAGUGUGGGAGCAGGGACUCGUGCUGCGGAGUUGGUGUUGAGCGCUUUCCGGAGUCUCCGUCUUCCCACACGGACAGUGUUGUACCAGAAACACAGGAAGACACAGAAGAGACUAGUGUUACUAUUAUAUAUCCAUAAAUGAAACGAGUAGCAUUAUUUUCUAGGUUUCUGCCACUUUGGAACUUGUAGAUGUAAAUACUCUGGUACUUCCCAACAGAUAACACACACACACACAAACUGAGCAGCUGUUGCCAAUCGGUGGCUAGCUCAGGGUAAGUCCAACAUUCAGCUCUUUUUAUGUUUUGCCCACGCUCUGCUGACAGAACCGGGUCAUACAGUGUUGGGUCUUUUUAGCAGCUUAGAAAAAGCUCAUUUCCAUUGGACUGCUCCGAGUGGGUUCCCUCUGGAGGAGCCCGCUGUUUUGUUUUUCUCCGCAAAAGUCUGCACUCCUACUGACUAGACAUGGGGCAGCAUUCAGUCCGCCUUUGUGAAAGGUGCCUAAAUGCCCGCUCUAGUGCACGGACCGGCCCUCACAUCGAGGCGCACUUAUGAGAAGCAAGGUUUGGGGCGAGUGAGUGUCGGCAGGCUCAUGAAUGGUUGGUGUUGUUGCUCGUGUACCAGUAUUCAGAAUAAAAACGGGAGUUAAAGUUUCCCUACAGACGUCACAUGCGUUCUCUGCGUGUAUUCUUCUGUUCUUUGUUUGUUUGUUUCUGAAUUUUAUCAGACGGGCAGCUUUAUUUUAUGACGCAAGCUGACUCCUUUUGUCUUUAGAAAACUAUUGUAGAGAAAAUGUUUUUUUCUAUAAUAUAAAAAGAAAUCCUGACAUCGAUAUUGGUACUGUCAUUUUUUUCUGUUUUGUUUCAGGAAAUGACGACGAGAAAAGAACAUAUUUUUUAGCUCAAUUCUUGGGUAAUGAUUACUAAGAAACUCGAAAUGUAAAAAACCAUCACUUUUAGUGACUUAAGAUGCCUUUAACCUUUCCAUUCCAUCUCAUCUCUAGAGUUUUUCUAUCUUUGUGUAGUAUAUCAAUGCUAUUUUAAACAAAAGGACUACAAAUAUCUACAGGUCACUUGGCAUUUUUCUGUUGUUUUUUUUACCUGUGUGUGUAUAGGAUGAUUUCCCUACAUCUGAGAGGCAUGUAAAAACGAGCUCCGUAUAUUUGUCUGUUUAUAUUGCUUCCCUUUUGUAUCCUUUGUAAUUGUACAUGUUGCGUUGUAUGCUGAGAGAGAGAGAGAGCGCAAAAUAAAGAGACGGUUGACCGCUGGGCACGGGGAGGGUGGAGUUGCUCAGCCGCCCCAGCUCUCUACUCUGGCCCUGUAUGUAUUUCCAUUUAUUCUUUUUUUUUUUUCUUUCUUUCUUAGCAAGAACUGUACAUUUUAACAUAAAAUGAAAAUAAAUUAUGUUGAGCCA
Molecule: messenger RNA, 9854 nt
Organism: Nothobranchius furzeri (turquoise killifish)
Lineage: Eukaryota; Metazoa; Chordata; Actinopteri; Cyprinodontiformes; Nothobranchiidae
Gene: kat6a
Product: K(lysine) acetyltransferase 6A
Biological process (GO): nucleosome assembly; negative regulation of DNA-templated transcription; positive regulation of transcription by RNA polymerase II
Cellular component (GO): nucleosome; MOZ/MORF histone acetyltransferase complex; chromatin
Molecular function (GO): transcription coregulator activity; histone acetyltransferase activity; DNA binding
Source: RefSeq, a predicted model, not a curated record